UGUGGUUUUACGUGAUGUCAAGGGGGUGUCAUGCUCUCGGACUUUUAUUCUUAAAUCAUCAAGAAAUAAAAAGCUGGAGCUCCCUCUGCUGAAGAAAUUCAGGCAACUCGGUGGGGUGAAGGAAGCAUGGAGCAGAUUUCCGAUGGCAAGCCCGUCAGAACUUGUGGAGAUAGGUCUUGGGAAGGUGUGAAAGCAUUGGGAAAUGGGCUUUAGGUCUCUUUCCACUGAAUUUUCCAUUGAGUCUUUCCUUAGAUGCUAGCGUUAAAGGUCCAAAUGAGAGCAAAUUAAUAAGCAAAUACACUGUUGGUGCUUUUCUUGGUAGUGCCGUGCACAACUGCAGGCUCUGUUCUGCACAGCAACGCCAGAGCAUCACAGCUUGACCUGUGGAAACAACAGAAAUCCAAAGCAAUUGUAAAUACGGGGUCAAAUUUAGUGGAAGUCUUCUAUUCCUGGGAAUAGGGCCAUCUCAGGAUGUCAGUAGUGCAUGUGGGCUAUAAGUGCUUAAAAUCAAUACAAUCACAUUUAUUUUUAUUGUCCUGGCUCUUGAGGAAUCCUAAGAAAACAGAGAUUGAGAACGGUGCUGGAAACCUGCGUGCCUGGCUGCCCAGCCCAGGAUCAAGGUGAAUGAAUGGCAGCCUGUGUACUCAGAUGCUGCUUUUGGAUGACUCAACAAGGUUCUUUGUGUUGGAAGAUGACCCCACGAACGUGCCCAGAAUGCUCAGCCCGAGAGGAGAAAAUGCAUUUUUGCAGGAUGAAUCCAUUCACCUGGCAGGCUAAGGCUGUGCAGGUGAAGUUUGUUCCAUCUGGAACACCCAGCACUUUGAUUUCCAAAAGCAGACAUGCAGCCUGCACACAAAAAUGAAGUUGUGCACAGUGGCACAGAAAAAGCAUUGUCAGUGCCUCUUUAUUGCUCUGGGCUUGACGAUCCUCCUUUGAUAGAACAGCUUUGAAGCCUGACACCACUGACUGCAGAGAGUAAAUCACUUCUCCACUUCGCUGUGUGAAGUGUUUACAGUGUUUAAUGUAGGGAGGCCUCUCUCUCAUUUUCAGUGGUAUUAAGGAUGAACACGCUCUGAAGAAGAGGAGCACCCAGCCACAAGAGCUAAGUCCUCCAUUAUGAAAAAUAAAUCCCAAGCUCUGAAUGUAUAACAGCAUGUAAAGCAGGCUGGCUCUCUCUACCUUUCCCGCUAAGCUGCUCAUGUUGCAGAAAAAGGGCUUAAAAAACUCCUACCCCUUACUAACAACACAGUCCUGUUCCCCAACAGAAACCCUCCUACCCACUGGCACAGCGUUGCACGUCAUGGGCUGGACAGGAGGCUGCAGAGCCCCAGCAUGGUGCCCAGCUCCCCUCGCUGCAAUCCCAGCGUGGCUCCAGCACCUGGGUUGGCCCCACACUCCAUCCACCACUCCGCAAGCGACCCCCUGGACCACCAACUCAAGCAGCAGUGGGAUGGAAGUCCCUUUCCUGGGGAUUCACAGCACAGAUUGCUCCCUGCAAGAAAAGGAUGAAAAGCUGCUGAGCCUGGAAAAGGAAAUCGGCCGUCUGUCUGCUUUUGAAGCAGAAUCAAAGCAGAAGGAUACGGUGAUAAGGGACCUUCAGGGGGAACUGGCAUCGGUGGCCAAGAGCAUGGCUGCUGUGAGAAAUGACGUGGAGCUGACCCAGAGGCUUCUAGCCUUUGAGGGAGAAAUCAGGGCCAAAACAGAAGAGAUCAAAGCCUUAAAGGAGCAGAUCAGCAACCUGCAGAAGGGCUCGAGUGAAGUUUAUAGCCAUUCCCUUCAGGAAAGAGACCUGGAGAUGAGAAGCCUGAGAAGAGAAAGUGAGAAGCUAAAGAGGGAUCACGCUUUGACCACAGGCCUCGUGACCAGCCUGCAAAGGGAGAUUGCUGUGAAAGAACAGAAAAUUCAGCAGCUCAAGCAAGAGGUGGAAAAAACAAAAAAGGCAAACAGAGAAAAGGACAACCAGCUGGCAGCUGUGUCUGCCAAGUGCUCUAGAAUUAAAGAGGAAAUGAAGCGUGAACUUGGAGAGAGGGAAAUGGCUGCCUACCAAAAACGCAUCGGAGAGCUGGAAUGUGAGCUGAAGGGAUUGCAGGAAGAGGUUCAGAAGUACCACAGUGAGCAGAAAGCCAUCCAAACACAGCUGGCAGAAAAAGUCAAGGUGGAAGAGGAGCUGAAAAGCGCCUGCAAAAGGAAAUCCCUGCAGCUGCAGGAGAUGGGGCGCAGGGAGAGGCUGCUGAAGUCUGAUGUGGAUCGGGCCCAUGGGCAGCUAGAGUCUUUCAAAAGCCAAGUGAUGCGAGUGUGCAGCCCACAAGCAGCAGGAGAGGCAGGGAAGGCCAUCACAGUGCAGCAGGUAGUCAAGAAGGUCCAGCAUAUCUGGGAGGAACACCAACAAAGUCAGGCACGAGAGAAGUGCCUCCAGGAGGAAAUAAGUUCCAAGCUCUCAAAGGAAAAGGAGAUGACUGAAAAUGUGGAGGUGUUCAAAAAAUCACUGCGUGAGCUCCAGGUAUUCCUGAGGGCCUCAUUCUGCAGCAGCAGCUUGAGGAGUGAGCUCAGCAAGCUGGAGGCCGUGCUUGUGGACCCAUUGGUGUUGGACAUACAUGCAGCAGUGGUGGAAAUCACACACGUGGUCCUGUCCUGGCUGCAGGAAGCAGAACUGCUGCUGGCAAACACGGGGCUGGAGCUGCCCACCUCCAAGAAAGGAUUGACAGCUUGUCUCAAGAGGUUGUUGGAAAAGUAUCAGGAAACUGAACGAAGGAAUGAAAUGUUGCAGGCCCAAUUAGAGGGGGUCCAGGAGUCACGGGAUGCUCUGCUGCAGGAGCACCUGGAAGAGCUGAAAGCAAAACACGAGCAAGACCUACAGAUAAAAAUCAAUGAGAUUAUAUUGGGAAAGGAGGAGGAGAAGGCAAAGAUUCUGGAGAGCACUGUUCUGAAGGAGAAGGAGAAGCACAAGCAAUGCUUGGAUGAAGAAAAGAAGAGGAUCCAGGACUUGGAGAGCCACCUGAGAAGUAUGGCUGAGAUAAUUGAAGGGAAGUCCAAAGAGCAGGAGGUGAUGGAUCUCAAACUGCAAGAAGCUGUGCAUGACCUAGAGGAAACCACAACCCGAGAGAUGAUGCUAAAGCAGCAGGUACUCGUGCAAGACGAGCAGCUCAAGAUCCUCCAGGAUGAGAGAGAGGUACUGAAAUGGAAAAUGCAGGAAGAAAUAGCAGAAUAUAAAGAGCAAAUUAAGCAACACUCUCGGACAAUUGUUGCGUUAGAAGACAGAUUGCUGGAGGCCGAGCAGCAGCAAAAGGCACUAAAGGAGGAAAACGUUGUGCUUGUGGAAAGAAUAAAAGGACUUCAGGAUGAUGCCUGCAGGUCUACACCAGGAGCUUCCCAGGAGGCCAGAGAGUCUCAUUGCUGUGGUCUAGAAGAGCUGGCUGCCAUGCAGAGCUUACUCCAGGCCAAAGAGGCUGCCAUUGUGGGAUUAACGAAGGAGCUCUCAGAAACCAGGGCCAGGAUGUCAGACAUGAGAGGAGAGCUCAGUGAGAAGCAGAAGGCAGAGCUGGAGCAGAGCCUGCAUUGCGUGAAAAGCCAGGAGCGUGAGCUGGGCAUGCUCAGGGGGAAGCUGUUGAAGAUGUCAGACCUCGUGGCAAAGAAGGAUCGAGAGCUUCAAGCAGCAGCUGCAGAGUUAAGGGAAGCCCAAGAGGACUGCAAAGCACUCAAGGAUGCAUCUCGACGAAUGGCAGAAGAGCUGGAGAUGCUUCCACAGGCGCAGGCUAUUCCUGCCACACCAGAGGAAUCCUCUGAGCAGGAGCUGGCAUUGGACCUGGCCAACCUGGGUGUGAGAUGCAGAGGCCUCAGGCACGAGGAGACGAUCCAACGGCAAAAAGAAGGCUUGGCGGAGCUCCGGGAGAGGAUCAAGGUGCUGGAGAAGACACAGGCUGCUGCUGUCAUGGGCAGGGCCAGCGAGCUGCUCGUGGUGCAGAAGGCAGCCAUACCAGAGAAGGUCUCCCAGAAAGCAGGACUCAAGGUGGAACCAACUCCACUGCCAGGUGCAGAAUUCAAGUGCAGCAAGUGUCUGGGCCAACUUCCCGAUGGGAGCUCAUGUGGGGCCGUGAGCGUGGAAGGGUUGGAGGACUCAGAGCUCAGCGAGAGGAUGUACCUUGACUUAAUCUGUGCUCUGGGAAGGCUGAUGAAUAUGAAGGAGCUGGAAGGAAUGCAGCCCAUGGAGCAUCUUCCCCAGGAAGAAAGGGAAAAAGUGGGGCAGCAGAGACAGAGAGAACUGGGGCUGUUGUAUGAGAGGAUCAGCAAGCUGAAGGAUCGCCUGGAAAGGAAGGAGGAAAGGCUCCAAGAGUGUGAGACCAGCAUCGAGCAGCUCAGGCUGAACCAAGAGUCCCUGCAAACAUGCCAGGAAGAGAUGCUGAGACUGGAAGAUGAAGUCUACAGGGAAGCAGAAGAGAAAGCUCUGCUGAGAGAGGCUCUGGAGAGGACGAGGGCAGAGCUGGGCCAGGAGAAGAGGUUGAAAAAGGCAGCACGGCAGCGCAAGAGCCUUGCAGAGAGUGGGGAGAAGAGAAAGGAAAAGGAGCUGCCCAACCGUGCUCACUCUUCCAAAGAACGUGGAGGGAAGCCCAGAGCCCAGCAGCCAUCCCUCUUGGUGAAGUCAAGGGAGCGUGUGGUGGGAGAGCUCGAGGUGAUGGGCAGCCCAUAGGAGCAGCACCACGGGGACGUUCUGCUCACAGAGCUGUACAGCGAGGAACUGUGUUGGGGUUGGACGUGGCACCAUGUAGGCACGUAUCGGGGGGAAGAACACCUAUGUGAGGCCAUCCUACAGUGACCAGGACUGCUGGAAGGACCGUGACAUGCCCAGGGCCAAAUGAUCCUGCAGGAUGUGUAUUGUAGAGCUUAGGGAAAGCAGCAGAAGAAAGCUUAUGUGAAUACAGCCAGAAUGUGUGGGUGAA
Molecule: messenger RNA, 4934 nt
Organism: Lagopus leucura (white-tailed ptarmigan)
Lineage: Eukaryota; Metazoa; Chordata; Aves; Galliformes; Phasianidae
Gene: FHAD1
Product: forkhead associated phosphopeptide binding domain 1
Exons: 27
Coding region: 1199-4684 (1161 amino acids)
Molecular function (GO): protein binding
Source: RefSeq, a predicted model, not a curated record